GCAGACGAGGAGGAGAGAGAAUCAUACGAGGAGAAAGCUCGGUGGUCGUGAAUCGAAAACGCCUCCGGAAUUGUUGCGCCCGUCCCACCUCCAAUGGCGGAUCAUCGCGUCGCGGUAAUCAUCGAGUUGAUUUCCUAUUUUUAUCCUCUCAAGGAUCAAGAAUCUUGCCCCCCACGAAGAACGAGAAAGAAGGGGCUGAAGCAAAGGCCUCCAAGGAUCAGAGCUAUCCCUUUUUGCUCGAGAGUCGGCGAUGAUCGCUUGAGGCAUUCCUCUCGCCUCUCUUUCUUUGUCCCCUUCUUUGAUUGAAUGUAGGUCGAUGCUCUUGGCAAAUUGUUUAGGGCUCUGAGAUAAUCUGAGAUAUCUGGUUGCUUCACUCCUCUGUACCUCGAGUUAUUUCUGAGGUAUAUCAAGGAAAAAGGUGGGCCCAAAAAGAAAACGAAGCAAACCCUGCGUGAGCGAGAUAGCUGAUAAUUUCUUGAGGUCAAUCAGAAAAAGAAAAAAAAAAGGUGCAUUCACCGAGGCAAGGAGAAAAAGGAAGCAAUCCUUGUUUGGGUGUGCAAGCUGAUGGUUGCUUGACGUACACUUUCACCUCUCUUUGGUUAAAAGGUCAAUCAGAAGAAGGUGCAAAAAAAGAAAAGGAGAAGCAAUUCCUGCAUAAGCAAUAGAAACGAUGGUUGCUUGAGUACUGCAGUAGUCUGUCUUGUGCUGAAUACCUUAGUUCCACAACGUGGCAACCCACAAAUUUGAGCUGAGGGGGAAGUUUCUAAAACAUGGCAUCACUUGCUGAUAUUGGGAUGUCUGCUGCCCUGAAUAUCCUGUCUGCAUUGAUAUUUCUGAUUGUUUUUGCUGUACUCCGGCUUCAACCAUAUAAUGAUAGAGUAUAUUUUCCUAAGUGGUACCUGAAAGGGAUUAGAAGCAGCCCAACACAUUCAGGAAACUUUAUAAAGAAGUUUGUUAACUUGGACUGCAGAACAUAUUUGAGAUUUUUGAAUUGGAUGCCUGCAGCAUUAAGAAUGCCGGAGCCUGAAUUAAUCGACCAUGCAGGACUGGAUUCUGCCGUGUAUAUCAGGAUCUAUCUACUUGGGUUAAAAAUUUUUGCGCCUAUAGCUGUGCUUGCAUUUGGUGUUUUGGUUCCUGUUAAUUGGACUGGUGGAACACUGGAGAACAAUAAAGAUUUAACAUUCAGUGAUAUCGAUAAGCUCUCUAUAUCAAACAUUCAAUCUGGUUCAGAAAGGUUCUGGGUGCAUUUGGCAAUGGCCUAUGUUUUUACACUUUGGACAUAUUGUGUAUUGUACACUGAAUAUAAGAAAAUAGCAUCGAUGAGGUUGCAUUUUUUGGCUUCUGCAAAUAGACGACCAGAUCAAUUUACUGUUCUUGUGAGAAAUGUUCCACCUGAUCCUGAUGAAUCAGUGAGUGAGCAUGUUGGGCAUUUUUUUUCUGUGAAUCAUCACGAUCAUUAUCUCACACACCAGGUUGUAUAUAAUACUAAUAAGCUCGCAAAAUUGGUUGAGAAAAGAAAAGGCUUAGAAAACUGGUUUAUCUACUACGAAAACAAGUACAAUCGAAAUACUAACAUCAGGCCAACUACAAAGACAGGACUUUUUGGUCUGUUGGGAAAGAGUGUGGAUGCCAUUGACUACUAUAAGGCUGCGAUAGAACAGCUACUGAAAGAAGAAGCAUCAGAACGAGAAAGGAUAAUUAGUGAUCCUAAUGCUAUAAUCCCAGCAGCUUUUGUGUCAUUUAAAACCCGAUGGGGUGCAGCUGUUUGUGCCCAAACACAGCAAUCAAGUAAUCCAACUUUGUGGUUAACAGAUUGGGCUCCUGAGCCCCGUGAUGUCUAUUGGCCCAAUCUUGCUAUCCCCUUUGUUGAGCUUACAAUUCGGAGGUUAAUUAUGGCUGUUGCAAUUUUCUUUCUUACCUUUUUCUUUAUGAUCCCGAUUGCAUUUGUUCAAUCUCUAGCCAAUAUUGAGGGAUUCGAGAAGGUCUUUCCUCUCUUAAGGUCUCUAAUAGAAACGAAUCUAAUUAAGUCAUUCAUACAAGGUUUUCUACCAGGAAUUGCAUUAAAGGUCUUCCUUAUUCUUCUUCCAACAAUACUCAUGACAAUGUCCAAGAUAGAGGGUCACACAUCCUUAUCAACAUUGGACAGGAGAUCUGCUUCUAAGUACUAUCUUUUUCUUCUGGUUAAUGUAUUUCUUGGGAGUGUUAUUACAGGAACAGCAUUUCAACAACUAAAUAGUUUCAUUCACGAAUCUGCUAACACAAUUCCUGUAACUGUUGGGAUGUCUAUUCCAAUGAAAGCAACAUUUUUCAUCACCUAUAUAAUGGUUGAUGGAUGGUCAGGUAUUGCUGCCGAAAUACUUAGACUGAAACCAUUGAUCAUUUUCCAUCUGAAGAAUACAUUUUUAGUCAAGACUGAACAAGAUCGUGAGCAAGCUAUGGAUCCUGGCAGUUUAGAGUUUGCAUCCUCAGAACCAAGAAUACAACUAUAUUUCUUGCUUGGAUUUGUAUAUUAUGUUAUCACCCCAAUUUUUCUUCCAUUCCUACUCAUCUUCUUCGGCCUGUCAUAUGUUGUGUUCCGCCAUCAGGUACUCUGGUUAUUAAGUUUUAUUUUUCAAUGGUAUCUUAUACUUUUUAAGAACUUUGCGUGGCGUUGUUCCUGUAGGACUCAUUUCUUAAUAGCUUUUCAUUAUUCGUAGUUUGGAGUUUAGGUUACAGACUAGCUGUGCACGGAAUUAAGGUGAGUAUAAAUUUUGCAAAGCAACUUUUACACGUUUUAUAUUGAUGUUGAUAUAAAAAUCAAUGAGAAAGAGUGUAGAUAUCAAUGAGGAAAAGUGUGUGCAGUGGAACAAGGGAACAAUUGGAUAGAGUGCAAGAAAAGUUGCUUUUGUCAUGGUAAUAUGAUGUUUUGACUUCUAACUUGUUUUGUUGUUUUUAACUCAAUCCUAUCAUCAAUCAGUUUUACAAAUGUAGAUAUCUCCAACUGUCUUCUUCCCACUAGUUUUACCAAUAUAGAGUAUAAAGCAGAACCAAAAGCUGAUGUUUCAUAGGUCUUUCUUUUAACAUGCAUGUCGCUGUUUAAUGUUUAGUUGCUUGUACCUUUUAGAAAAUGCCAACAAAAUAUACGUGCACACAGGUCUGUUUUAUUUGUCCCUGUGAGGUGAAUGUUCCGUAGAGAGAGAGCAAGAGAAGCACAAAGAAAAUGAAAGAAGAUUCCCUACAGCAAGAUUGUCGUUUACCCCGUUAAGGGUCUAUGCAAAUAUCUGGGAAUUUAGAGAACAUGUAUGUUUGCUCCAGGAUAUCUUUUAACUGCAAACAAGCAAGAUCUUCCUCAUUAUUGGACUUUUAGGCAUGGAGAUAAUACAACUAGGGAUUUGGUUUCCAUGGAUUGGAACUUUGCUACAACUUUGGUACAACAAUAUCACAUUAAUAAAUUGGUCUUUGAAGUCUUUGAAGAUUUCUGUGGAAUCUUCUCAUUUUUUGAGCUAUACUCUAUAGUAGAUGGAAAAUGUCUUGGGUGAUGAAUAGUACAUGUGUUUUUUGAUACAUAAGGUUCUUCAACAUAGAUAGAUGUGCUACAAGAUUAAUCUUACGCAUAUCGGCAUGUAAAAAUAUAAGUAUAUUUUUCCCCAGUUGGACCUAUUAUUUUUUUUGUUCUUUUGAAUAAAAUGCAUUUGAAAUGCAUGAAUCUUUUAUCAGUCAUUUUUUAUGAAUGCUAAUCCAUUCCAUUUUUGCUUUGAACUUCAAAUGUUUGAUGAC
Musa acuminata AAA Group (dessert banana) is the source of this 3756-nucleotide messenger RNA. Its product is annotated as CSC1-like protein At4g02900. Gene Ontology annotation, molecular function: calcium-activated cation channel activity. The record is from RefSeq and is a predicted model, not a curated record. Gene Ontology annotation, cellular component: plasma membrane. NCBI's taxonomy places the organism in Eukaryota, Viridiplantae, Streptophyta, Magnoliopsida, Zingiberales, Musaceae. Bases 771 to 2696 code for a protein of 641 amino acids. The transcript has 12 exons.